UUCAAGCUGACGUCUGUCAUUACUAGCAUAUCUCGCCUAGAGACGCGGCAGACGCAGCCGCGCGACGAAAAAUAAUUAAAUUACAAUACAGUUCACUUUCCGCGCAUAACAGUCACUUGUUUGUCAAUUGUGUUUAUGGAAAAUCCGAGGGUUCUAUCUGAUAUUGUCUCGUAUCCUCAAUUGAGGUGUUAUGAUAUAAUCUUCUACAAAUAACUACGAUAACAAAGGAUUUAUAGGACCUCCAGCAGGUAUAAAGUUCCUUGUGUUAGUGGGUGAAGAAGUGAAUAUCAUGAAGAGUAUACUCAGGCAGACGAUGGCUGCUAAAGUGUGUAAAAGUGAGGAUGACCAGUAUGACUAUGUGCCCCCCGAAGGUGGAUGGGGGUACCUGGUCUGUGUGGGGCUCUCAGUUAUAUUUAUUGCAGGUACAGCCCACCAGCCAGUAUUCGGCUUCAUUUACAAUGACUUUUUGGAUGAGCUUGGGGCAGGAACUGGAGCAGUCACAGUGGUAUACGGAGUGUUUCAAGUCACAUUAGCUAUCUCAGGUUUCUCAGCAAACAUAGCCCUGAAAAGGCUCUCGCUCCGGCAGGUCGGGCUUAUAGGAGCGUUUAUAUACACGCUGGCGUCAUUCCUAGCCAUAUUUGUCGUAUCAACAACCCAACUAAUCAUAACAAAUGGCUUCCUCCAGGGAUUGGGGAUGGGCCUCCUCAUACCAGUGUCGUACACAAGUUUUAACAGUUACUUUACGAAGAAAAAGGUGCUCUAUCUCAGCCUGUGUAAGGCGUCUAUUGGGUUGAUAACGAUGGUGUAUCCAUUGUUUAUCAAGUUUACAAUGACCGAGUAUGGAUUUCGGGGGACGUUGGCGAUACUGUGCGGAAUAUCCGCGCAUAGUAUAUUCGGUGCGGUGGUGAUGCAUCCAGUCAAGUGGCACAUGGUGAAGCAGCCGAAGUCGUGCGAGAAGAUUGUAUUGAUUCCACCAACGCCAGCCGUCGACGAGGCAAAAGAAAAAUUCGAUUUCAAAAGCAUCGCGCUCAACAAGGCGGAUAACACCAGAUCAGUCGAUAAUUUGUUUUCGAGCGAUCGCACGGAAAAAACACGCAAUGCGGAAUUACUUUUCGCACCGAAAUUAUCCGAUUCUAGGAGGCUGAGCAUCCCAGUUGUCCUAAUUCCGGACAGUAGGACAAACAGUCGAUUCAAUUCAACAGACGAUGUGUACAUCGAAAACCUGUAUAAGGCGGCUUCGGUGUCGAGUUUGGGCAAUUUCGGCAAUAUCGCAGCUGAGCCGAUGCCCAUCAUCAAGAAUAAAGAGGGCAAAUGGCAAACCGUGGCAGAGUUUCUAGAUCUGACGCUUUUGAAGGACUGGGUAUACGACAACAUUAUAUUAGGAAUGGCAUUGGCAUUCUUCUCCGAUUUGACAUUCUUUACAUUGGAACCUUUGUUCCUGGGGAAGCACCAUCUGAGCAGGGGUGAAAUAGCAAACAUCAUAGCAGUAGGUGGUGCUACUGACAUGACAGCCAGGCUCCUGCUUGGAGUGGCAGGCCAGUUCUUCAGGAUCAACAGCCGCCAUAUGUUCUUCGCUGGCGCUUUACUGGCUGCUGUCUUUAGGAUAGCCUUCAUCCAGUUUACAACAUACUUGCCGCUGCUCAUCCUCACGAGUUUGCUCGGCGCGUCCAGGUCCUUAGUCCACAUCGCCCAGCCCAUAGUCAUGGCUGAACACGUGCCCAUAGAGAGGUAUCCCCCUGCGUACGGACUCUAUAUGCUGCUAGCGGGAGGCAUCAGUCUGACCAUUGGACCCAUGAUCGGGUUCAUUCGAGACUACACUGGCAGCUACGUCAUCGCAUUCAACAUGCUGACUGCGUGCAACCUUUGCUGCGUCAUUCCUUGGGCCAUAGAGGGCGUAUACAGAAGACUGAACAAAUCAAACGCUGGGAAAAACUCAGAAACGUGAACGAGUUCUGUGUUAUCUGUGAUAUUAACUUAAUUACUGAACCGGUUAGUCCUUGAAUAAUCAACAGAUGAAGCUGGUCGUUAUAUUUUUAGUUAAGGUUAUGUUGGCGGUGUAUUUUGAGGCAGUUUACCAAGUUGCUUAAUUAAUUAGGUAGUUUUAUGGUGCUAUCGUUUCCUUGGUCAGCAGUGUUAAGGUUGACUACACACCAAGCCUAUGGUGUCGGCGUAUUUAUUUCAAAAAUAAUCAUAUCGACUACUUGUAUUUUCUAUGACUAUUGACCUGUCAAAAGUCGACGACUCAAGACGGCGGGUCGGCGGGUUUGGUGUUCAAACUGCAUUAUAAUGGCAGAUUGCUGCGUCGCAGGCUUGAAUACAUCAGGAGACAAAAAAUGAGCAGUGUGCAUCCCUCAUCUAGUCGCCAUAGUACAAGUUUAGCUAGGUUUGGAACUAGGAGUUUAUGAAGAAGUUGACACUAUUUAUUACCCGACUACGGCAAAGCAAAUGGAGGGUUAUGAUUUUGACAGGCUAUGUAUGUAUGUAUGUAUGUAUGUAUGUAUGUAUGUAUGUUCCUCUGUUCCCUCGUAACUUCUAAACUACUUAUCAGAAUUCCACAAGGCGCCCUCUAGAGGACAAAACAUACAGAGUAAAAAAAUAAAGUUAAGAUUAAUAUGCCGUGUUUGGUAUCAUUUGAAAGCGCUUUACUUGUACAUUUUGA
Ostrinia nubilalis (European corn borer) is the source of this 2659-nucleotide messenger RNA. Its product is annotated as monocarboxylate transporter 9-like. Gene Ontology annotation, biological process: transmembrane transport. Gene Ontology annotation, cellular component: membrane. The record is from RefSeq and is a predicted model, not a curated record. Lineage: Eukaryota; Metazoa; Arthropoda; Insecta; Lepidoptera; Crambidae. The coding region runs from base 290 to 1945 and encodes 551 amino acids. Gene Ontology annotation, molecular function: monocarboxylic acid transmembrane transporter activity. The transcript is spliced from 8 exons.